Cercocebus atys (sooty mangabey) is the source of this 2038-nucleotide messenger RNA. RefSeq names its product proline rich 5 (renal) (gene PRR5). Bases 462 to 1601 code for a protein of 379 amino acids. Gene Ontology annotation, cellular component: TORC2 complex. The transcript has 9 exons. NCBI's taxonomy places the organism in Eukaryota, Metazoa, Chordata, Mammalia, Primates, Cercopithecidae. Gene Ontology annotation, biological process: TORC2 signaling. The record is from RefSeq and is a predicted model, not a curated record.
CAGUUCCUUCUGUCCGGGCAGGAAGGGGUGCUCUGUGGGCUUGGAGGCUGCAGGCGCCUUCCUGGGGACUGCUCUGUGAGCAGUGAUAAAAUAUUUAUCAGCCAGCAGCUGGGCUUCCCUGCACAGGGUGCAGUCGGGGGCAGCUCCCACCCGAGCCUACAGCCUGAGUUCUGCUGAGUCAUGGGGGAGCCCAGUGAGCCACCUGCCCUCAGGCUCCUGGGCCCCCUCUGCCCUUUGGCCAUGUGAACGCCUCCUAAUGUGUAAGCCAUUCGGCUGCCCAUAAGGCCAGGCAUCCAGCGUGCUUAGUGCUGAGCAGGGUUUCCGAGCUCACCCCCAGGAGGGUGCAGACCUCAGCCAAGGUCGCAGGGCAAAGGACACCCGUGGGCUGGGAUUCCGCCUGUGCCCACCCUGGCGGCCUCCCACCUCCUGAGUCCUCUCGGCACCCAGCAAGGUUGAAGUUCAUGAGUUCGCCCAGCCUCAGUGACCUGGGCAAGAGAGAGCCGGCCGCCGCCGCGGACGAGCGGGGCACGCAGCAGCGCCGGGCCUGCGCCAACGCCACCUGGAACAGCAUCCACAACGGGGUGAUUGCCGUCUUCCAGCGCAAGGGGCUGCCCGACCAGGAGCUCUUCAGCCUCAACGAGGGUGUCCGGCAGCUACUGAAGACGGAGCUGGGGUCCUUCUUCACAGAGUACCUGCAGAAUCAGCUGCUGACAAAAGGCAUGGUGAUCCUUCGGGACAAGAUCCGCUUCUACGAGGGACAGAAGCUGCUGGACUCGCUGGCAGAGACCUGGGACUUCUUCUUCAGUGACGUGCUGCCCAUGCUGCAGGCCAUCUUCUACCCGGUGCAGGGCAAGGAGCCGUCGGUGCGCCAGCUGGCCCUGCUGCACUUCCGGAACGCCAUCACCCUCAGUGUGAAGCUAGAGGAUGCGCUGGCCCGGGCCCAUGCCCGCGUGCCCCCUGCCAUCGUGCAGAUGCUGCUGGUGCUGCAGGGGGUACAUGAGUCCAGGGGCGUGACCGAGGACUACCUGCGUCUGGAGAUGCUGGUUCAGAAGGUGGUGUCACCAUACCUGGGCACCUACGGCCUCCACUCCAGCGAGGGGCCCUUCACCCAUUCCUGCAUCCUGGAGAAGCGCCUCCUCCGCCGCUCCCGCUCGGGGGACGUGCUCGCCAAGAACCCGGUGGUGCGCUCCAAGAGCUACAACACGCCGCUGCUGAACCCCGUGCAGGAGCACGAGGCGGAGGGCGCAGCGGCCGGCGGCCCCAGCAUCCGCAGGCACUCUGUGUCGGAGAUGACGUCCUGCCCCGAGCCCCAGGGCUUCUCCGACCCGCCCGGCCAGGGCUCUGCCGGGGCCUUCAGGUCCUCCCCAGCACCCCACUCAGGGCCCUGCCCCAGCAGACUCUACCCCACAACCCAGCCCCCUGAGCAGGGCUUGGAUCCCACCCGCAGCUCCCUGCCCCACGCCAGCCCGGAGAACCUGGUGGACCAGAUCCUGGAGUCCGUGGACUCAGAUUCUGAAGGGAUUUUCAUUGACUUUGGCCGGGGCCGGGGCUCUGGCAUGUCCAACUUGGAGGGCUCUGGUGGCCGGCAGAGUGUCGUGUGAGGCCUCACAGCUGGCCUUGAGUUUUUACUGACACGUCCCCAUGUGCGGAGGUGUCCAUGUGGCGUGUGUGUGUGUGUGUGAGACUUUUUUACUCUGUGCCGUCCCGCCAGCCCUGGUGACCUCCUCACUGGCCUCAGUCGCUUUGUGUUUCUGUCUUGGUUGGAAAUACCAUCAGCCUCCUAGGCCCGGCCCAGGUCUGUGUCAGGCGGAUGAGUCAGCAUUACCUGGGGGCCUGGGUCAGGGACAGGGGUCGGCCGCUCGCUCCCACGCUCCUCCUGCCCCAGCCCUCUGGCGUCCACACCUGCCCGCAGAGAAUGUGAAUCUGGUGGGGUCUGCCCACGCCGGGCCCCAGAGUGACCAGACUCCAGCACACCUGUCUCUUCCUGCCUGGGGUGGCCAUGGGGAUGGAAAGGGGUGGAAUAAAACCUGUCGACCCA